Messenger RNA from Fusarium sp. VM40, 2133 nucleotides. Lineage: Eukaryota; Fungi; Ascomycota; Sordariomycetes; Hypocreales; Nectriaceae. The record is from the annotation of a GenBank genome assembly.
AUGACCACGCCGCCGUCUUCAUUGAAAAGUUCACCACGCAAGAUUCCAUCCGAGAUCUCGGAUACUCGCAGCUUAGCAUCGAGUAACUUCGCACAACUUCUCUCGAAAUUCGAAGUGCUUGAUGCCGUGUCGCUUAGCAAUUCGUCUCAUGCUUCUCCAAAAGUGAAACCUUCUGCCAUCAAACCUCCUUCUAUCGUUGGACAAACUCUAUCUAGGUCACCAAAGCGGUCGUCCCAAGUAUCGAUCAAGAUACGAGAAAGAAGUUCAACCGAGUCCAGUCAGUUCUCAUCUGUUGGUCAUGUCCCCCCAAAACAGAAAUCUCAACAGCUACGCCGAGCGCAAACAUUUGGUGCGAAGGCCCCUAUCACAUCGAGCGAUAAUGUGGGAUCGAAAACAAGACAAAUGUCUGUUGCUGAGAGGAGAAUGAUGUUUGAGACAGCUAGUCAAGGAGACAAAAGUCUAACUCCUCACACCUCUACAAUUUCUCGCUCAACUCAGAAACUGGCUCACUCGAAAAGCUGGCAAUCGAUCAAGACUAUACGUUCUGCUGGAGAACCUCAUAACAAUAACGCUCCCAUUUUGCAGGAGCUAACAAGCGACGAUCUGGACUCCCCCUUGAAAGCAACCCCUCUGUCAUCCCCUGUUGUGCAUUCUCCUCGGACCCCCCUCGCUUCUGGUGAACCUCUAGGUACAUGGCGAUCUCCUUUGAACCGACCUGUCGACUCAUGGCCUUCCUUUAAGCGUAGUAGCCUCAUCAUGGCUCCGCCCGAUACUAGUCCAAGCUACACCAAGUCUCAAUAUACUGGAAUGUCACCACACUCGGUACAUACAGUAACGAAAAGUCAAGUCAAGAUUGACGCUGUACCUGACGAUAAGCAAAACGUCUUAAUCGAUGAAAGUCGGCAUCACGGCUGGGUACGAAACGCUCGCAAGAUAGCAUCUUCGUUGUCGAACACGGUAUCUGCGGGAAGCUCAAGCCUUCUAAACAGGUCCCGUGAAUCUCAAGAUGCUUCCAGUCAAGCUUCCAGUGGUACCAAUGGUUUCAUGUCGUUUAAGUUUGGGACGGAGGGGACGGUGAGUCGCCCGAAGCUGCCACGGUCCAGAAUCGCAAAUCUUCGAAAGAAGUUUGACCAGUCAAAGGAACAAGCGGCAAUAUCAACUGCACCUCAUGAGAUAACGCGCCGUGAAUCAAUCCUCGUCAAGACCGAAAAAUUCAAGUCGCCAUCCAAGUGCACACUUCUGGAAUCUUCUGUUUCGUCAGAAUCGGGACCUCUAAAUACACAAGCAUUUAGGUCCAAGAGUUACGCCCCUUAUAGAAGCCAGGUUUCCUUCAACCGAUCACUACCGCAAUCUCCUAUCGACCGGCGAAAUACAGAGAAGCACGUUUCACCUUUGAAGCAAAAGAUCGAUCUCUUUAAGUCUCUAGAUCAUCAUGAUACUAUUCAAGACUCUCCAGUUUCAACUCCUGUGGGGAAAAGACCUCUUUUACAGGGCGCCCAGCGUCAAGAUUCUGUCAUAGGACCUUUGAGAAGUUUCAAAGGAACCUUACGGAAGAUUUCUACAUCUUGUCGAAGGGUAUCAUCGGAAUGGAGUACGACAAGUUCGAGGGAGAUUGGUACAUCUAUACUCAGAAGCUCUGAUAACAGUCCAGUGACACACGAGGAUCAGGUUGUGGGAACUGCAGUUAAAGAACCACUGUCGCCUCUCACUCUUGACGCAUUCCCCAAUCGUCCCAUUCUUAGCCAAACCUUUCUCACAAACGAAAUAUCCCCCCUGGCUCUAGAAAAACCUUUGUCUCUACCCCGAGCCUCCAUUGCUCGUGCAGGCUUCAAUAUUGAUGGUGAGGCUGGGAUGAGUGGAGCACCGCCUCCUUUGUUCGCAGAACCUCAAAGACGAUUCUCUUACACUAGGCACGCCCUCUCGCGGGUUGCAAACCGAUUUUCUCUGCCCGACGUCGGAAAGGAACUCGAAUUCAUCGAGCUUCUCGAGGAUAACCUCAGGAACAAUCCAUUUGUCUCUAGGUCACGCUGUGAGUUGGAGCAACCUAGACCAGUGCGUGCGAAUAAGGUAAGGCGACUUGUCAGUCUGUGCAAGGACAAGGUCAGAAGGAUUUCGGCCGGCCAUAGUGAGUGA